CGCGCGCGCAGCAGCAGCAGCCCCAGCCGCCGCCUCGCGCCCCGUCGGUCCCGUGCCACGGUGCCACGGUGCAGCGGUGCCACGGUGCAGCGAUCGCCCGGGCUCGAGCCGCUCCCGGGCCACGGCAGCCCUCUAGCCGCUCGCCCGGCCUCCCGACCCUUCCCCCCCUUCCCCUCCCCCCCCCCUCCCUUGCCCCCGGACCCGCGAAGAUGGUGGACCGCGAGCAACUGGUGCAGAAAGCCCGGCUGGCCGAGCAGGCGGAGCGCUACGACGACAUGGCUGCGGCCAUGAAGAACGUGACGGAGCUGAAUGAGCCUCUGUCCAACGAAGAGCGGAACCUCCUGUCGGUGGCCUACAAGAACGUGGUCGGGGCCCGGCGUUCCUCCUGGCGGGUGAUCAGCAGCAUCGAGCAGAAGACCUCGGCCGACGGCAACGAGAAGAAGAUCGAGAUGGUGCGCGCCUACCGGGAGAAGAUCGAGAAGGAGCUGGAGGCGGUGUGCCAGGACGUCCUGAGCCUGCUAGACCACUACCUGAUCAAGAACUGCAGCGAGACGCAGUACGAGAGCAAGGUGUUCUACCUGAAGAUGAAGGGGGACUAUUACCGCUACCUGGCGGAGGUGGCCACGGGGGAGAAGCGGGCCGCGGUGGUGGAGUCGUCGGAGAAGGCCUACAGCGAGGCCCACGAGAUCAGCAAGGAGCACAUGCAGCCCACCCACCCCAUCCGGCUAGGCCUGGCCCUCAACUACUCGGUCUUCUACUACGAGAUCCAGAACGCCCCGGAGCAGGCCUGCCACCUGGCCAAGACGGCCUUUGACGACGCCAUCGCCGAGCUGGACACCCUCAACGAAGACUCCUACAAGGACUCCACCCUCAUCAUGCAGCUGCUCCGCGACAACCUCACGCUCUGGACGAGCGACCAGCAGGACGACGACGGGGGCGAGGGCAACAACUAAGGCGCCCCCCCCUCGCCGCCCCCCACCCCCCCCGAGAUCGACCUUACAGUUGAGGCCACCAGGAGGGUAGCUGACUGAAAAGGACAGCAAAGUGAGGAGUGAGGCCGUGCUUGAGAGCAAAAUGUUCCACUCCCCCACUUGGUCAGAGGGGGGCCACCUGAGGAAGCUGAAUCAAAGGUCUUAAUUAAACAAGCCCCGGGGCGAGGCUGGAGAG
Messenger RNA from Ornithorhynchus anatinus (platypus), 1167 nucleotides. It is a transcript of the gene YWHAG, whose product is annotated as tyrosine 3-monooxygenase/tryptophan 5-monooxygenase activation protein gamma. The record is from RefSeq and is a predicted model, not a curated record. The coding region runs from base 210 to 953 and encodes 247 amino acids. Gene Ontology annotation, molecular function: protein kinase C binding. The transcript has 3 exons. Gene Ontology annotation, cellular component: cytoplasm. NCBI's taxonomy places the organism in Eukaryota, Metazoa, Chordata, Mammalia, Monotremata, Ornithorhynchidae. Gene Ontology annotation, biological process: signal transduction.